Molecule: messenger RNA, 3553 nt
Organism: Salvelinus namaycush (lake trout)
Lineage: Eukaryota; Metazoa; Chordata; Actinopteri; Salmoniformes; Salmonidae
Gene: vash2
Product: vasohibin 2
Exons: 7
Coding region: 629-1735 (368 amino acids)
Biological process (GO): regulation of angiogenesis
Cellular component (GO): cytoplasm
Source: RefSeq, a predicted model, not a curated record
ACGAUAGGCAGAAUAACGUAGUGAAAUCAUUAAUCCCAAAAUAUUAACCAUGUGAUGGAGGAUUAAAUUACCAGAGAGGAGUUUUCAUCAUGAGGACGAAGCUUUCGAAUAGACAGCCUACUCGAUAUUGGGAAAAUAUGUAGUAGACUACGAACGGAACGGAAUGCAUAGCAGAGGUCAGCUGUGGGAGUCAGUCGCCCCCGCAGUUUUCUGAGCAAAGGAUGAAGUUACAGAGGAGGAAGCCAAACGGGGAAUAUUCCACUACGGGCAACUAGCAAACUACAUUGUUAUGAAUGGUCCUCACACAAUGCGGUAUUUUAGUCGGCUAUGCUUUGGGGUUUGAUUUCUUGCUAGCCUAUAUAUUUCAGACUUUUUAAUGGCUAAAGAUUAUGCUUAGCUAAAUAUAUGAAAUGCAUAUUUUUUCUGGUGCAUUUCUACCUAUAAAGCUUGACACGUGCCCCCAAAAAUAAUUUCGUUAAUAUGGGAUUUCAGUAUCUUUUAUAUGGAUGUACGGGAGUGGAUAUUGGUACAGCAACAUGUUUGUUAUAGCAAACCUGGGUUAUUGACAAAGGCUAAACAAAUCAUCACGGGCUGCCAUCUGCCAGGACCCCCACUUUUGAAUUGAACAAUGACUGGACCCAACGCCACUAGCACUAGUUCACCUGCAGCUAAAAUGGGGAGGCACCGAUCCAAAAGCACCAGUGGCAGUACGUACUGCAUCUCGAGCCCGGGUGCUGAAUCUGCUACCCUUAGCACCCCCAACAACGCUGGACGUUCAUCGGGAGAGGAAGAGGAGAAAGAUGGGGGGGUGCUAUUUUACGUGAACAGAACUGGUUUUCCCAUUGACGGUGUCACUUGGGAGAGGAUGUGGACUCAUGUGGCCAAAGUACACCCUGAUGGACAAGACAUUAGCAAGAUAAGGAAUGCUGCAUACCUUCCUAAACACCCUGUGCCAUCGGUCCCCAACUUCAAGCCCACCAUGUCUGUCCCUGAUUGGCUGCUGGCCAUCCAGAACUACAUGAAGACACUGCAAUACAAUCACACAGGAACUCAGUUCUUUGAGAUAAGGAAAACUAGACCAUUGUGUGGGUUGAUGGAGACUGCGAGAGAAAUGAUCAGGGAAUCUCUUCCGAUCAAAUGCCUUGAAGCUGUCAUCCUUGGAAUCUACCUGACCAAUGGGCUGACCUCGGUGGAGCGUUUUCCCAUCAGCUUCAAGACCCAGUUCUCAGGGAACCACUUCCACCACGUGGUGCUGGGCGUCUACUGCAACGGACGCUAUGGCACGCUGGGCAUGAGCCGCCGCCAAGACCUCAUGGACAAGGCCCUGACCUUCCGCACGCUCAGCGAACUGGUGUUGGAGUUCGAGGACUCGUACCGUCGCUACCAGCACACCCUGAAGAAGGUGAAGAUCGGCCUGUAUGUGCCCCACGACCCGCACGUCUUCCAGCCCAUCGAGUGGAAGUACCUGGUGCUCAACGCCGCCCGUCUGGGGAGAGAGGACAUGAGGAAGGAGCUGGAGAAGCAUGGCCGAGACAUGAGGAUGAAGAUCCUGAAGUCGUCAAGUGCCCAGUCUCCCAUCAAAGAACGGAGCAGAGGCAAGUCUCUCUCCCCCCGCCGCCGACAGAGCAGCCCCCAAAGACGCCACAUCCACCGGAGAGACAAGUCUCCUGCGGCUCUGGAUCGAAAGCCUGCAGAACUCAGCACUUUGACUGACGGCUACCAGAUCCGCAUCUGAGACUCCUUGGAACUGGACAACAUUCUCCUGGUCUCCACUGUGACCACCCGGUCCGCCUCACACACCCUCAAAUAUAUUUACCAGACAUUGUGUAUAUCAUAAUUAUAAAGUAUUUAAAGGGUUUUUCCAGCCUCUUCUGUAGGGUGAAGAUGAUGACAUUAUGCUCAGUGCUAAACUGGAGGUUGACAUCCAGUAGGAACAAAUACAUUGAAUAUAUCAAAGGUAUAUAUUUCCUGUCCUUCAUGACCAGACGAACAAAAGCCUGAACAAGAGGUGUGUUUCAUUAUACACCUCCACACAUGCAUUAGCCACAUUAUACAUUUGCAUACAUAUCUAUUAUGUUUUUAAUAAAGGCCUGAUGCCUAAAUUGCAUGAAGACAUCAUAUCAAGACCUCUCAUGCGUUUAGAGAGGUACAUAUGUUGGAUUCUCUACAUCUUUUUUUAAAUCUGUUUUUGUAUAGCCUGUGUGCUUUUGUGUAGGAGAGCGACAGUCACAUUUCAUUUACUUUUACAAUGUGGACAUUCAUUUUUAAAAACUGAGAGUCUGUGGGUUACAAAAAUAGCCGGCAGUAUGCUGCCGGUAAAAAGGAUCAAAUAGUGUGACUGAUCAUCUAUUUUUUUCUCUCAAUAUAAUUAAUCUAUAGACUGAAUGGUUGUAAUGCCUAAGCCUGUAGAGGAUGUUAAGUAGUUAUCUGCUGGGCUGAGCUGUGAUGAUGUGGGAAGUGAAAGGGUGAGGGGAGAAAGAGAGAGAAGAGUUGGAGGAAACAGGAGGUACUGUAGGCUUGAGGUGAGGGGAACAGAGAGGGGCCAAAGACCAGGGCAGUCAAGCAGAGAGCCUGCUGCGUACUCUGCUAAACCCCAGCCCUGACACUGACUCCCUCUAUUAGCUCUCGGUUAGAUUAUCCCCCCUGUCUCUAUAGGCCCUCCUCUCUCACAGAUACAGUACUGGGCCCGGUUUCCCAAAGGCAUUUUAAGGCUAAGUUCAACGUUAGAACCAUCGCUUAAGAUGCUUUUGGGAAACCUGGCCCAGAUCAAUUCAUCUUUUAAGGAAAUCAAAGCUUGUGACAAUGAUGCUUUGAAGCUUAGCCAGAACAUUACCUUUUUAAUCCCAAGAGAAUUUGACCGUGACGUUGUGUUGAUUCAAAUGUCAACUCUGUUACACCUCAGCAUACAGACGUAUACGAAAACAUGUAUGGUAAUGUUAUGUAGCUCCUAACCUGAGGCCUUUCUGAAUCCUAUCACAGAAUCUUGAAGUUAAGAAUGCAAAUACUGAACUGAACACCACAAGACAGACACAUCAGUCAAAUCAAGGCUUCUAUGUCAUCUCAACUGCCAUGAUGCGGUGUUGAAGAUUGUUUCCAUUGUUUUUGUAGUAUUCAAAAGUCAUCAGAUAUCCAGGAGGGUGCCAACUGAACAAUGUCACAUUUUAUAGCUUUUGGUUAAACAAGCUAUGCACAUCAAACAGAAAUGAUAGAUCAUUGUAUGUCUUCCUCAAUCUAAAUAGUUUCGAGAUUGCAGCAGAAUUGAAAACCAGUCUCAUUUUCUUGAAUCCUGAACGAACUGAGAACAUAUCAGUUCUUGUGUUUCUAAUGAACAUUUUUUAUUCUAACGAUCAAAUUGUGAAUGGUGCUGCUAGUCUGACAGUAUACCAUCAAGGCCAACACUAUUGGUACCAGCCGUCUGAAAGACUAUAAGCACAAAAUAACCAGCUUAAUAUACAUGGCCAAAAGUAUAUGUAUUGGUGAAUUCGGCUGUUUCAGUCACACCCGUUGCUGACAGGUGUAUAAAAUCGAGCACACGGCCAAGGAAUCUCCAUAG